Mytilinidion resinicola is the source of this 696-nucleotide messenger RNA. RefSeq lists its product as uncharacterized. NCBI's taxonomy places the organism in Eukaryota, Fungi, Ascomycota, Dothideomycetes, Mytilinidiales, Mytilinidiaceae. The transcript has 3 exons. Gene Ontology annotation, molecular function: metal ion binding. The record is from RefSeq and is a predicted model, not a curated record. The coding region runs from base 1 to 681 and encodes 226 amino acids.
AUGUCUGUGAAACAGAAUGGGAUCAAGAGCCGACAGGUGGGGAUAUGUUAUCAGUUUUCCGAAUCUGGCCGGUGUAGUUAUGGAGAGUCUUGCAAAUUUCCACAUUUUUCAUCGAACCAAAAGAAAACGGCCCCAAAAUCUCGCAGGAGAGCUCUAGCCGUGGACUUAAAUCUCGUGGAAACCUUCUUCGCGCAGUAUCCGGACUUCAGCUAUCGCAAAGGGAGACCAAUUGUGCAGGAAUUCUAUAGGAUGUGCGACUUCUUUGAGUGGGACAGAGAUGACGACGAAAAAAAGACGGCUCACGAGGACUUCAAAACUGCUAUGGUCCUCACGUUCAACACCCUUUAUGGGACAGAUGUUGACGACAUUGACUCCUGGCACAGAUUAUGCGUUGCUUUGAAUAUUAGUCCGUUACCAAAAGGACUUAGGGAAUGUCGGAGGGCUGUUCAGGGUGUGUAUGUGAACCUCGUCGAUUUAGUGGAUACCAGAGGAGGGCAAGUCGAAAUUUUUGAUAGUCUGGAAGAGUUACAGGAUUAUACUAUUGAAACUGGAAAAUUCUUUCCUAAGGAGUCUGCAUACGCUGGGGGUGUAUUAAAGGCCCUGCUCAAGGAGAUACCCAAUAAACGACGCAGGAGACCAGGUGGCGUCGGUUCAUAUGGAGGUUAUGGUGGGCCCUUCUAAGAAUGAAUGUCUAGU